AUGCGCCAUGCCGCUGUCGCAUGCUGCUCGUCCCGCAGGUACCACGUGAUCAAGAUGUUCACGCCGUACGGCAAGAUCCGCCGAGAGGAGUACCUGUGGCACACGUACGGGCCCAAGAGGGGCGAACCUCGAGGCUAUGCCUUUGUCGAGUACAGCAAGCGAGAGGUGGGUGGAGGAGCAAAGAGGUUGGUGGCAUGGAGAGGUGGGUUUCAGGAAGCGAGAAGUGGGUUUGGGGAAGCUGAGCUUGCGCGAUCCAAAAUGAACGGUCGGAUGGUGUUUGGGCGGCCAUUGGUGGUGCGAUUCGUGGAUGAGAAGGUGGUCACGUACAACACCGAUGCCCCCGUUUGGAACCGAAACACUUCCACCACCACUGCUGCACCCGCCACUGCUGCUGCUUCUGCCCCUGGUGCUCCUGGUGCUGCUGGGGCUGCAGGUUUGGGGAGAGGAGGUGGGGGUGGAGGAGCAGCGGUGGCAACAGCAUCGGCAGCAGACAGUGCGAAGCGGGCGCGGGUGGCGGCGAUUCAGAGCAAGCUGAGAGCCAUGGAGCAGGAGGACCGGCAGCGCAAGCAGGGGCAGGCUCCCAAGACUAUGAACAUGAUUCGCCCUCCGCCUUCGGGGUUUGGGGGUGGGUUCCCCCCUGGAGCUGGGAGAGGGGAUGGGGGAGAUGGUGGAGGAGGGGAUAGAGCUGGAGGGGAAGGGAGAGGGGCGGGAGGGGGUUAUUCACGGACGCUGUUGCAGUCAGGAACGAGAUGGUCAUCAUGGGGGUAG
Molecule: messenger RNA, 768 nt
Organism: Closterium sp. NIES-65
Lineage: Eukaryota; Viridiplantae; Streptophyta; Zygnematophyceae; Desmidiales; Closteriaceae
Source: the annotation of a GenBank genome assembly